Molecule: messenger RNA, 1164 nt
Organism: Colletotrichum godetiae
Lineage: Eukaryota; Fungi; Ascomycota; Sordariomycetes; Glomerellales; Glomerellaceae
Product: methyltransferase domain-containing protein
Exons: 4
Coding region: 1-1164 (387 amino acids)
Molecular function (GO): methyltransferase activity
Source: RefSeq, a predicted model, not a curated record
AUGAUGGAGGCUUCAAGCGGUACAGACGAGAGGCACGAGCCGCCACCGGCAGAUGGACCCAACGAAAGGGAAAGCAGCAUCUCGACUGCGCAUUCGACCAUUGACGAUGACCGAUCCAGCAGACUGACAUCAAACGCGCUCGACGAGCUGAACGCGUCGCUCAUUGACAGCAGCACAUCCGUGUCGCUAAGCAUCGACACGGACAUUAGCGACGCCGACUCGGCCAUGGGCAUCGAUGUCGGCCGCGCCUCCUCGUCCGCCUCGGUGGCAUCGAGCGUGUACCGCUUCGUCGAGGAGUUUGGCAGGACAUAUCACGCAUAUAAAGAAGGAAAAUACUUCCUCCCCAAUGACGAGCAAGAGCAAAGCCGCCUAGACCUCCAACACGCCAUCGCCCUCCGCAUCUUCAACGACAAGCUCGCCCUCGCCCCCGUCACCAACCCGCAUCGCGUCCUCGACAUCGGCACAGGCACCGGCAUCUGGGCCAUCGAGUUCUCCGACAGGAACCCCGCAUCGGAGGUCCUCGGCACGGACCUGAGUCCCAUUCAGCCGGAAUACGUGCCCGCCAACUGUCACUUUGAAAUCGACGACGCCGAGGACGAGUGGGCUUUCAGUCAUAAAUUCGACUACAUCCACGGCCGGUACAUGUGCACCUCCAUCUUUGACCUUCCCAAACUUUUUCGCCAGAUCCACGAGAACCUCAACCCGGGCGGCUGGGUCGAGUUCCAGGAGACCGUCAUCGACUUCAAGGCCGUGGACGGGUCGCUCGAGGGCACGGCGCUGCGGCGGUGGAACGAUCACCUGCUCGAGGGGAUCCGCAAGGCCGGGCGGGACGCGCUCUCGGCGUUAGAGUACGCGCGGUACAUGACGGACGCGGGGUUCCAGAACGUCGAGCAGAAGAGGUUUGCGGUGCCGGCGUCGCCGUGGGCCAAGGGGAGGAACCAGAAGAUUUUGGGCGCCAUGCAGAUGACGAAUAACCUCGAGGGCGUGCAGGGUAUCACGAUGAAGAUCUUUUGUCAGGUGCUGGGCUGGACUCGAGAGGAUGCCGAGAUGUUGCUCAUGGAUGUGAGGAAGGAUAUGGCGGACAAGAAUAUCCACGCGUAUAUCACGAGUAUGUCGGUUUGGGGACAGAAACCCUCCCAGGGGCCGGAAGCGGCGGCCUCCUGA